Molecule: messenger RNA, 2624 nt
Organism: Schistosoma curassoni
Lineage: Eukaryota; Metazoa; Platyhelminthes; Trematoda; Strigeidida; Schistosomatidae
Source: the annotation of a GenBank genome assembly
UUCAGCUACAUUUUUACAAAAAAAUAUUAAAAUACAACACCACUUGAAAAUAAUUUUUUUUUCAUUAUUUAAAUUCAUUUUACAUUUUAAUUGAUAAUGUCUUUGCCAAGAAAAAUUAAAAAUAUAUCAAGGUAAUCAAUAAUAAAAAUAACAUAUCAUCAUGAUAUUAUCGAUUGGUAGUAAUUUUACAGAAUAUCAUCCAAAAGUACAUCAUUCAUUAGGUACAUUAUAUAGUGUUGCACCAAUCAUUAUUUUAAUUAUUGGAAUACCCGGUAAUUUAUUAUCAAUGGUUAUUUGGUUAAGACGUUUAUCUACAACAGUUGGUUCAACAAGUUUAUUAAUUGGUAUUAUGUGUAUGACUGAUACAUAUGUUAUAGCACAUGGUUGUCUAAGACAAUGGAUAAUUGGUAUCACUAAUGAAAAGGUGGAUAUACGUAUCAAAUUUGGCUGUGGUAUACCAUUAUUCUUAUUCACUUUUUCAACAGAUUUAUCAACAUGGAUAAUCAUUUUAUUAUGUAUUGAGAGAGCUAUAUGUGUUUGGACUCCAAUCAAAUUUAAACAAUGGUGUAAAUUAGAACAUGGAAUAACAGCUUUAAUUUUUGUUGUAUUAUGUUUGGCCAGUGUGAAUAUUCACUAUGUAUGGACUGUAUAUGUAAAGGAUAAUUCAUGUGCACCGAAACAAGAAUAUAAAGCGUUUCAUUUAUACUGGCCGUAUAUUGACUUUGCAAUUUAUUCAUUUAUUCCAUUAGCUUUCAUACUCCUAGUAAAUAUAAGUAUUAUAUGGAGGAUGAAAACUACAAAUGUAUCAUCCAAAAACACACAAAAUUCAAUAAUACCAAGGGUAGCACUUAUAAGUGAUAGUUCAGAACAAACAUCUUUAAAAUCACGUACUUUACAUAAAGACAAGUCGUCAUCAGCUCGUGAACAACGUUCUGCACGAGUAUUACGAACAGUAGUUUGUAUGACUAUAAGUCAUUUUUUAUUAACAAUGCCAGUAGUAUUCUUUUAUUUAUUUGAAUCGAAAUUUUGUAUUGAUAAUAAAGAUUGGAUAAAUGUCUGUGAUACAAUCGAAAGAGUAACAGUAAUAUUACAAAUGAUUAAUCAUAUGACACAUUUUUUUAUUUAUUCUUGUACAUCAAGUGUAUUUUUGUCAGAUUUAAAUCGUUUAUGUAAAAAUCAUCCAUUGAAAUGUUGUCGAUCGGUAAAUACAAUGAAUACUCGACUUGUUAAUACAUCUGGUAAUGCCGUAGAUAAUCAUGCAGUGAAUUAUUCACAAGCUUCACCAAACUAGAAAGCAAAAAAAAAGCGUUGACCUCUUUCAAUUGAACCUAAUCAGUGUUGAUUUAUCAAGAUCCCAACUAUUUGAAAAUAAACCAAUUACAUUGGUCUUCAUUCAUACUAUUUGUCUACAACAUUUAUAAAGUUAAUAUAUCACGUUUGAAACACGUUUUAACAUUCAUUGUGUUUAAAAAUGAAUGAAUUUAUGUGAAUAUAUAUACACAUUGACUGUCACUUGCUGCUAAUUAUCGUUUUUUUACUACGUAUUUGACAAUUACAUUUGCUUACAGAUUUUUCAUUGUUGGCAAUACAUCCAUCAUUUUGUAUGUUGUAAAACUGAACUACAUUGUACAAUGUUCAAUCCUCAAAAGAUAGAUACAGUGUAACAUGGAUAAGAAUGAGUUUAUCAAAUAUAUACGUAUAUAUGCAUAAUGUGUUCAAUCAUCUUUUUAUUUUUACAAUAAAAUGAAUCUAAUUCAUUUUUGUCUUAUUUUACACAAUAAAUCUUCAAAAACGCUUUUUUUUAAAACAAAAAGAAAUUGAAAUUAGUGCACGAAACAUUUAUUGAUUGUUUUUGAAGUUUGUUGAAAAGGACUUGGUUUGUAUUAGGUUUUAGUGACCCUAUAUUUGAUUCCUGUUAGAUCAGACACAACUGUUAUCAAAUGGUUGCUGUCGAGAUAUAUAUUCUGGCUAUCCUUCUAUAUAAUUAUCGAAUUCAAUCGCGUUGGUGAAUAACGGAAUUAAAUAAAUCAAAUACGAGAAUGUAGCUUUGAGUACAUAUAUUUUGUACAAUCGUUGAUCAGAACAGACAAUCGGAGAAACGUAGCGAAGCAAAAAGGUCGCACGAUUAAAAAGGUAUAUGAGCCAACUCAGUUUAAUCAAGCGUUAAUCAAUAUCUACAGUCGAACGAAAAUAUGUUACAGACAUGUGAUGAGUAGGAUAAGAAGCGCACACACAUACGCUCACAUAAAACAGCGUUGACAAGCGGAUAAUUAACAAAGUCAAGCUACAGUUACUUCCUUUCUGUUUUUGUCCAAUGCAUUACUCUAUGUAAACCUUACACACAGUUAUUCAGCUUAACAAUUGUGAAUUUAAAUGGGACCUCGCAAGAUUUUGUACUUUUACUAUAAAUUAAAAGUCUAAAAACGGUUUCAAAAACAUUUAUUUCGAAAAAAAGAUGUUAAAACAAUGUUCUGAUGACUGUUAAUAUCUUCUUUCUUGUCAAGUUAAAACAAUUUAAAUAAAGCCAGAACGAACAUUGAUGCAGAAUAAUAUGAAUUCAUUAUAUUUUGUGGUUUCUCAAUUGCCGCUUACAACAAAAUAUAUAUUGGAAUUUUACAUUGAAG